This is a messenger RNA of Misgurnus anguillicaudatus (oriental weatherfish), 672 nucleotides long. The record is from RefSeq and is a predicted model, not a curated record. NCBI's taxonomy places the organism in Eukaryota, Metazoa, Chordata, Actinopteri, Cypriniformes, Cobitidae.
AUGCAGAUCGAUUAUAUCAUGGAAAGAUCGAUUCAUCUGCUGCUGUUCUCAGGACUUUGUCUGUUCACCCAGACCAUCUCAUGUCAUUAUGGGUAUAUUAUGAUCCAGCAGAUGAAGAUCUGGGAUGAAGCACAAGCUUACUGCAGACAGAAUCACAUUGAUCUGGCCAUUGUUGAAAAUGAUGAAGACUGGACACAAACUCAAACAGAAUCAAACAGGUUUGUUUUAAUCAAUAUUGUGACAACCUGGCGUCAAGCUCAGAUUUACUGCAGACAACAAUACACAGACCUGGCAACCAUUCGGACUCAAGCUGAGAAUAACCUGCUGGCACAAAUUAUAUCCAGCCCGACAUCAGCAUAUUCUCUAGCAUGGAUUGGUCUGUUUAGGGACUCAUGGAAGUGGUCAGAUGGAUCAAAUGUCUCCACAUCCUCCAUUAACUGGAAAUCUGGAUACCCUGCCAUUACAGGGAUGAAGCCACCUUGUGGUGCUGCAGAUUCCAACGGUCUGAUAGUAGAUCAACUUUGUGCAACAACCUCUCCUUUCAUCUGCAUGCAAACGGAGUCAAGGAAAGAGAUUAUGAGAGUGGAGGUCCAAUCUGGCAACAAUCUGAAAGACAGUGCAGUGUUGGAGAGCAUCUUACAGUUGGUAAGCAAGGGAGAUCAAGGGUACUAA